AUGCUCCAGUUCGGCCGCCGUCUCGCGUACCACGGCCUCCGCCGCACCCUCGUCGUCACCCGGUAUGUGCUCUCCACCACCUCGCCCCCUGGCGCGCCGUUCCGCGUGGCCGCCAUCUCGGACGGCUUCAAUGCUGGUGGCAUGGCGUCGUGCCCCGACUACACGGAGUACUUCCCGCGACUGGAGGCCCUCGGGUCCGAGACGCUGCGGGAGCUCCUCCUGUCCGAGGCGCGCGCUGGGCGGCCAGUGCGCGUGCUGGUUUAUGACCCUCAUCUUGCGUGGGCGCUGCGGGUGGCGUGGACGGCCGGCGUGGCCACCGCGGCCUUCUUCUCGCAGCCAUGUGCAGUGGACGUCGUGUAUGGGGAGCUCUGGGCGGGGCGGCUGGCGCUGCAGGCGACGGACGCGUGCGCACUGCUCGUGAGAGGAGCGCUGGGCGUGGAGUUUGGGCCGGAGGACAUGCCGCCGUUCGCGGCCGCGCCGGAGUCGCAGCCGGUGCUCGCAAAGACGUCGAUUGGGCAAUUCGAUGGGAUGGACGUUACCGACAACGUGCUCGUCAACUCUUUCCACCACAUCGAGCCAAAGGAGGCAGAUUACAUGGAGUUAACAUGGAGAGCGAAGAUGAUAGGUCCAACUUUGCCAUCAUACUACCUUGAUGCUAAUCGCCUACCAUCCAACAAGUCUUAUGGUUUUAAUUUGUUCAGUGAGGGUGCAUCGUGUAUGGAUUGGUUAGACAAGCAUAGCAUUUCCUCCGUUGUACUUGUAUCCUAUGGUACUGUCUCUAACUACGAUGCAACCCAGUUGGAGGAGCUUGGCAGUGGACUAUGCAAUUCUGGCAAACCUUUUGUUUGGGUUGUCAGAUCCAAUGAGGCACACAAGUUAUCUCAAGAACUCAAGGAGAAAUGUGAGAACAAUGGAUUAAUUGUUGCGUGGUGCCCCCAACUAGAAGUUUUGUCACACAAGGCUAUCGGUUUUUUUGUUACCCACUGCAGAUGGAACUCGACAUUGGAGGCAAUUGUUAGCGGUGUUCCUCUUGUGGGAAUCCCGCAUUGGGCUGACCAACCCACCAUCUCAAAGUAUGUGGAGACUGAGUGGGGCAUGGGCGUGCGAGUGCGGAAGGGCGAUAAAGGAUGGCUAAAGAGGAUGGAGGUCAAGAGGUGCAUUAGAGAGGUGAUGGACGGAGAUAGAAAGGAUGAGUACAAAAGAAAUGCUGCAAAGUGGAUGCAAAAGGCCAAGGAUGCAAUGUAA
This is a messenger RNA of Aegilops tauschii subsp. strangulata, 1245 nucleotides long. NCBI's taxonomy places the organism in Eukaryota, Viridiplantae, Streptophyta, Magnoliopsida, Poales, Poaceae. The record is from RefSeq and is a predicted model, not a curated record.